AGAUUUCCUGUGCUCUUAAUUUGGCGAUCUAGUCUGAGACGUCAUUUCCUGUUUGUAGCUUUUCUGCGUAAUAUGGGCUCUUGGGUGAUUGUGUAAACAGCAUUGUGUGCGUUCCUGACUAAAAUGUCGCAUGGAGCUGGAGGGGGCGUGGCUUCCAGCUCCGGCUGAAAAUCGGGAGAUUUUCGGGAGAAUAUUUGUCCCGGGAGGUUUUCGGGAGAGGCGCUGAAUUUCGGGAGUCUCCCGGAAAAUUCGGGAGGGUUGGCAAGUGUGUUGCAGCGCUGGUUCCCGCCAUGGGACCCGAGCGAGUCUUCCCGACCGCCGAGGACGAGGACAAGAGUCCGUGCGACGGCGGCCUGGCGGCGGGGAGUGUGUGGAGCGGCGAGGAGGAGGAGGGCGGGGUGCAAGUGGAUUUGGAGGAGGACGACGCCAACAACGCGGCAGAAGGUUACUCGUACCAGCCUCUCAGCCAGGACGGGGACGACGGCGGGGAGGCGCCCUCUCAAGGCGCAAAUUUGCAGAACAGGAUGGAGGUGAUGGGCCUUCACCUCCCUGAAGCCCCGCCCCCCGACAGCGAUGAGGAGGAGGACACGGUAGGGGCGGCGGCACAGAGAAGCAACGCCUCCAUUCCAAUGGACGAAGCUCACGUGGAGCUGGUGAAGAGCGCCAUGGCGGCGGUGGCGCUGCCGUCGCUGGGCGUCCCGCCGUGGGCCCAGGAGAUCUCCGACGACCAGUGGCGGGACGUCGUGCAGCGCACCCUGCAGAGCCGCCAGCGUACGCGCUUCAACAACACCUGAGUGGACCCGAGUCGGCGUCAGGACGGCAAUGUGACCAAAGCACAUUUGUGAGGAUGGAUUUUUUUCUGACAAAAUGUCAAAUCAUUCCUCAAAUGUCACCUGUGUCACCUUUUGUGAAAGUCUUAAAGCGGGGUGUCCAAUCUUUUUGACUUGGGGGCCGCAUUAGGCUAAAACCUUUUUACGGGGGCCGAGAGCAUGUAAAGUCAAAUUAUAUAAACACAUAUGUAUUUAGCCUCUACUUAUGUGUAUAUAUUUAUAUAUAUGUAUAUUAUUAUAGUGCAGUGGUGUCCAAACUACAGCUCGCAAAUUGUCGUAAGUUCAUCAAAGCAGGGCGGGGUGCUUUCUAAUUCAUCUAAAAAUACCAGGCGGCUAUUGAUUGCUACUUAUUUGCUGCCAUCUUGUGGUCAAUACAAGUAAAUCGGCUCAAUGACACUUGAAAGAAGUUAGGAAUAAAAUGAUAAAUGGGGUAUACUUGUAUAGCGCUUUUCUACCUUCAAGGUACUCAAAGCGCUUUGACACUACUUCCACAUUCACACAUUGAUGGCGGGAGCUGCCAUGCAAGGCGCUAACCAGCAGCCAUCAGGAGCAAGGGGUGAAGUGUCUUGCCCAAGGACACAACGGACGUGACUAGGAUGGUAGAAGGUGGGGAUUGAACCCCAGUAACCAGCAACCCUCCGAUUGCUGGCACGGCCACUCUACCAACUUCGCCACGCCGUCCCAAGAACAGCAUUCACUUAUAUGACCCAUUCCAAACAACCUUCCCUAGUCAUGUUGCGAAAAAACAAAGCAACUAACAAAACACAAACUGUUCACUGAACUUUACUAGUUACUCUGCUUUUGGCCAAAGUAAAAGUUUGGACACUCUGUUAUAAUUGGAUAUACAAUUAAUAUAAUAAUAUGUGAAAGUUUGACUUCUGUAACGACUACCUUUAAAGUUUUGUAAUCAAGCAGCUAAAAUGUGCCAAACAUGGAUAAGGGUGGAGUGUUUAAAAAGUUUCCCAUCAUGCAUUGCAGUGGAUGUCAAUUGAUUUUUUUGUAAUAU
This is a messenger RNA of Nerophis lumbriciformis (worm pipefish), 1836 nucleotides long. It is a transcript of the gene mea1, whose product is annotated as male-enhanced antigen 1. The record is from RefSeq and is a predicted model, not a curated record. Gene Ontology annotation, biological process: spermatogenesis. Lineage: Eukaryota; Metazoa; Chordata; Actinopteri; Syngnathiformes; Syngnathidae.